This is a messenger RNA of Corylus avellana, 2049 nucleotides long. Its product is annotated as smr (Small MutS Related) domain-containing protein. Lineage: Eukaryota; Viridiplantae; Streptophyta; Magnoliopsida; Fagales; Betulaceae. The record is from RefSeq and is a predicted model, not a curated record.
AUGCCCAUACCUAAAAGUCAAUUUUCCUCUUAUUAGUUAAGUGGACUUACACGAAUUUAACUUUUUUUUAUUGGGAUAAAUGUUAUUUGCAUUUUUGGUAUCUAAAAGUCAAGCAGGAUGAGAGAAAAAACACAAAACAGGGACGUAUCUAAAAGUCUUCCGAGUAGUCAUCGCCUCUUAUUUGAGAACGCGUCAAGGAGUGAGGAUAAUUUCGUAAUUUAAGAAGCCGCCCGUCGCCCCUUUUUUCCUUUCUCCGUCUGCAACUGCAAUCAUUGUCGUCCUCAGACUCAUCUCUUCCGUCUCCGUGAGAAAUUGUUUCUGCUUCGUCUCUCUGUGAAUAUUAUAUGGAUAAGAGAUGCAGAAUCGGUUCGUGGGAGCGUGUGAGUGUGAUUGCACAAGUUCUGUAUGUUCUUGUGAUUCCGUCGAUAUCUGAGCCGUCCGAUCGAUCCACGCCUUGGGUACCACCAUUCCUGCCCAAAUAACACCCACCGGAAAAGAUCAACACAAUCUGACAAGCUCUUGGCGACGGCAGAAGAUGUCACGGGGGAGGGGUAAAUCUGGUGGUUGGGCCGCCUUUGACCUGAAGCAGCGACAGAAACAAGGCCUUGAACCCGAUAUUCUCAACGAACCCUUCCCACCUCUGGUCCCCUGUCUCGCAAAUAAUAACAACGAUAACGACAAGCCUUCCUCCUCAUCUUUACUCCUCCCGUCUGUAGAUUUUCCAGCUUUGGCAGAUGAUCAGAAGCAUGGGAAAUACCAAAAACCGGCAAAAACACUAGUCGGUGAUUCUCGUGGAACGUCUAGCAAUAAGGAAAACGACCGCGUUUUAGCCGUUCCGAAGCUACAAGAGCUCCACCCUUGGGCGGACAAUAGCCUGCUUCAGGAUGUCCUGGCAGCAGCGGAUAAUAAUAUGGAUAGGGCCUCAACUUUGUUGAAGGCAAUGGUUGCCAAUUACGACGGCUUUGAAGACCACGGACCAACAAGCAAUGCAGAGAUGGAUUCUAGUUAUAGUGUUCCUUUGGGAAACACAAUGACUACGAGCCGGAGCCUCGCUGAUAUUGAGGACUCUCUCAAAUACAACGGCAAGGAAUUGGUUGACGAAAACGAUUGUUUUGGGGAAAAGCUUUCCGACGAGGCCAUUGACCAAAAAUUUAUUUUGGAGCGGUUGAAGUCCAUGCCCGUCGAACCCGAGUGGGAAGAGGAUGACUUAUACUUGAUCCAUAGAAAAGAUGCGUUGAAAACGAUGAGGUCAGCGUCCCAGCACUCAAGGGCGGCCACAAAUGCCUUUCAAAGAGAUGAUCAUGCAUCUGCCCAACACCACUCUCUCAAGGCUCGACAACACUGGUCGGCUGCUGAGAGGCUGAAUGCCAAGGCAGCCAAGGAAAUUCUUAGUAUCAGAAAUGGCGGCAACGAUUUGUGGAAAUUGGACUUGCAUGGUCUUCACGCAGCAGAAGCUAUUCAAGCCUUGCAAGAGCGUCUGCAGGAGAUUGAAACCCAAGUGCACCCAAAUCAUUCAUCAGUAUUUCCAAAAGGGGUCUCUGAGUCCUCUACUUUCACGGAUGCAGAAAAGUUAGAUAUACCAUCAAGAAGGCAGAGGCCAACGUCAUUACAGGUCAUAACAGGUGUAGGGAAUCAUAGCCGAGGACAUGCUGCAAUCCCAACAGCUGUGAGGAGUUACCUCAAUGAGAACAGAUAUCACUUUGACGAGUUGAGGCCUGGGGUGGUGACAGUUCGGCCCAAGUUCCGUCACCGGUGAUUGCUGCCAAUAUGGGAUUGUUCCCUUCCAUCCCAAAUUGAAGCGCAGUUUCUUCUUUAAAGGUUUUUCGUUCGUGCUAGUUUUGGACAAGUGCAAAGUGCUCUUUCCACAUAGAUCGAGUAAGACUUGGCUUCGCCAGAAGACAUGACUUGAAGAAAUUAUUUGCAUUUAAAGAAAUUUGAAUCUUAGACCUAAUAAAAAUGCUACCAAAAUCAAGGUCCUUAUCACUUGAACCAACCUUUUGAAAUUGUGUAUAUAUUAUUGGAAAUAGGAAUCUUGUUUUGUAUGAUUAA